Messenger RNA from Photinus pyralis (common eastern firefly), 3953 nucleotides. Its product is annotated as kinesin-like protein KIF11. NCBI's taxonomy places the organism in Eukaryota, Metazoa, Arthropoda, Insecta, Coleoptera, Lampyridae. Gene Ontology annotation, biological process: microtubule-based movement. The record is from RefSeq and is a predicted model, not a curated record. Bases 854 to 3868 code for a protein of 1004 amino acids. Gene Ontology annotation, molecular function: plus-end-directed microtubule motor activity; ATP binding; microtubule binding. The transcript has 9 exons.
UUAAACUAUAUUCAAUAUUAUUAUAUCAGCAGAAUUUCAAAUUUUGAAAGAAAUGUACUGGAGCUAUCUAAUUUAGAUUUAUUUUGUUACAUUUAGCCAGUGUGUAGAUUUAUAUGUAAUUUGCGACAGAUAUAACCAGUUAUCAUUUCUGGUUUUGGUUUACAUUUAACUUACGAAAAAUGCCGUUUGCACGACAAAUUUAAGUAGCUUAUUCGUAGUUUAAAAUCCAUAGCAAAGAUCACUGGGACAAUAGUUGCCAUGGAUUUUAAACCAAGUACCUAUCGGUGAAUGGUUCAACCCGAACACCACUGCGUCGCUGAUGCUAAAAAGCACGAAGGAGAAGGAAGGGAGUCAUAAGUACAAGCUGUUGAGAAGACAAAGGCGACAUAUAAACUAAUGAGCUGAUAGGAUGAAUGCCCUGCGAUCGAUCCUCAAUGGUUACACAUUGCUGUAUUGAAGAUUGAGAUUGAAUCCAAAGACACCCGACUUACUAAAUGUGGACCGGAAUACGAACUGAUACCAAUGGUAUUGUACCACCAACUUGGUGUUCGACGUAACCCGAUGUAAACCCUUUGAUGGUCUGUGAUGUAAACCUAAACCAGGCAAGAGAAAUUCAUUGAAGUUAAAGAAAUAAUUUAUUAAAUAGUUAAUUUUAAAAACAAUGGAAAAUACUUGUUAGGUUAUGUUGAUCAAUAUUCAAUGGAACUAUUUUGAUGCAUUAGAACUACUAUGUUGUAGACAGGAAUCAUCCCCAUCUUUGUAAAUUCAAAAAUUUGGGGGAUAAUGGGAUAGUAGAUAAUUGCUGUAGUAACAAUUAUUGCACCAAUUGUUGUAAUUAAUUCCUAGAAACCGAAUGAAUUUUCGAACAAGAUUUUUAAAUUUGCAUGAAUGCAUCCAUUUCUACAAUCAAGUGGGAGGAGUUUUAAACUUUCAAAACUGCAACGGUCAUUUUGUAUGUGUUUUACUUUUCAGUUUUCACUCCUUUCGGUUUGAAUUAUUUUUGAAAAUAAUGUCUACUCCAAAAAGUGAGGAUGGAAAUCCACAACCGAUUCGUGUAUUUUUGAGAGUGAGGCCAUUACAAGACAACGAGAAACGUACAAACUGCCUGGAAGUACUCAACACAAAGGAAAUACAAGCCAAUCGCACGUACCAGAAGAAAUACACGUUCGACGGCCUAUUCCGCGAGGACACCGCACAACCUACCAUAUACAAAAUUGUCAUAAAACCUCUAAUCCAAGACGUUCUGUCCGGUUAUAAUUGCACGAUUUUCGGAUACGGCCAAAGCGGCACAGGUAAAACGUACACUCUGCUCGGAAAUAUCGUCGGUCUGACCUCGUUUGGGUCGACGAACUCGCUCAGUAACGUCUCGCUACAGUCGGACAGUGAUAAUUGUGUGGUAUCGUCCAGUCUUGAUUUGGAGGCCGGUUUGAUUCCGCGAGCAGUUGUCGAGUUGUUUGAGGUCGUACGUCUGCUAUCGGACCCAUGUACCGUGCGUUGUUCUUACUUGGAGAUUUACAAUGAGGAGUUGCACGACUUGUUAUCGCCAGUCGAUGAUUCAACCAAUUUGAGGAUUUACGACGGUCAACGGGGCAAAGGCGACGUGGUCAUACAAGGACUUGAGAGCGUAACCGUCUAUAGUGAGGUUGACGUGUUUCAGUUACUGAAGAAGGCGCAACGUAAACAGAUGAGAGUUGAUCGAGCAUGUUCGCAUACGAUAUUCAGUAUUAUAGUUGAUCGACGAGAAACCAGUCCGGUCGGUGAGAUGUUGUCGAAAAUUGGGAGGCUUAAUUUUGUUGAUCUGGCCGGUAGCGAUAAUAUUAGGACCGGUGCGGUGGAACGACGUGCCAAAGAUGCGAAUAUAUAUCAGUCCCUGGUCACGCUUGGGCAGGUGAUCAAGGUGCUUUCUGAGAAAAAUUCGUUUGUUCCAUUUAGAGACUCAAAGUUGACAAGAAUCCUACGAGACAGUCUGGGAGGAAAGGCGAAGACAAUAUUCAUCGCGACGAUUUCCUUUUCGGUGUCGAGCUUAGACGAAUCGCUGAACACCCUCGACUACGUCUCUAAAGCUCGAACGAUCACAAACAAACCGAUCAUUAAUCGUCGAACAUCCCAAAAGUCGCUAAUGAACGAAUACGCGGACGAAAUCUCUUCGCUUCGAAGAGACCUAGACGCCGCGCAGGGACGCGGCGGCGUCGUGAUCAACCCCGAGAAUUACGAUCAGCUGGUGGCGACGCGCCAGGCGACCGACGAGCAGUUAUCGCAGGCGGUCGCGUCGAUUAACGCGUUCGGCGAGAAACUGAGGCUGCUGGAGGAGGAGAAGGAGAACUUUCGGGUCGAGCAGGACGCGUUGAUCAAAUCGUACGGUGCGACGCAGAGCGAGCUUGCCAAGAUGAAGGUGGAGUACGCGCGGAUCGCGUCCGAGAAACAGGAAAACGAGUACCUCGCAUCGUCCUAUGAGAGGUCUGCGGAAAAUCUGUACAAAAGUGCGAAAAGCCUACACGAGAGGGUCAAAUCGGGUUCGCUCAAUGAGUCGACGUUGCGCGAGAAGAUCGAGUAUCUCUACAAGGUCACCAACGACAAUAACAACACCAGGAAAAUGGUAAGCGUCAAAGUUCGGGCGAUGUGCCAGGACAUAGUGAGGGAGUACGGUGAAUACGCUAAGGGUUCAAUGUCUUUCAAUGAGAAGUUGGCAAAUGUCACCAGGAGUUAUCAUAACCAGCAAUCGGAGCUUGUCAACGACCUUCUGCGCCAAAUUCUAACCGUCCAGGACAACGUGCAGAACGCAGACAACGUACCAUACCAGCAGGCGGGUGCGUCCUUGAAAAAUUGCCAGCAGGCGCAAGGCCGCCGACUGACCGAUCUCAAGCGCAAACUCGACGACUGGCAAAUCUCCAACCUUUCCAACUUUAAGACGAUCAUGGAGAACACACUGAGACCUCACCUGGAAAACAAAGUUGCCAACGUUGAGAGCUUGGGCUUGCGCGUUUCGAAAGCCUUCUCCCAAUUACCCUUCGACUCGACCUCCGCUGACAUCAAAAUCCUUUGCGCCGAAAUUUUCGAGAACAUCGACCAAUUGGGCGGGAGCCUCUCGAGACAAAGAGAGGCCGGUGAGAAGAAGUUAGCUUCGCUCGCGAAAAUUCGCGAUGAAAUGUUCGCGGCGGUAAACGCGAAGUUUGACGCUCUCAAAGGGGAGCUCCGCAAAGAGUCCGACGGCGAUUUACGCGCCUUACAACUGAUCGAAAACCUUCGAAAAACAGUUGAUGGGAAACUACCAAACGUCGUCGCCGAGUUUGAGAAAGGAUGCGACCGCGUUUUGGACACCACGUCGAACGAGGUGACCGAGUUUAUCGAUAAGACCACGCACGAUUCAAGCCAGGUACUCGACUCCUACAAAUCGUCUACGGACGCACUGUGGGGGUCCGAGAAAGAGAAAUUGUCACAAAUUGCCGACGAGGCUACGGAUCAGGAUUUUGUUGCUGCAACCGUUUCGGAUUUGCACAAAGUUCGAAAUUCGCUAAGCGAGAAUGUCGCAACUCUCGCCAAAGAGACAACCGAAUUUUGCCCCGGGAACUCAGAACGGGAGAACAGGGAGGUAUGUACGCUCAUCGACGACAAUUAUCAGGGAUCAUUAGCUUUGCUCAAUCGACUUACGAGCGAAGCGAACGAGAUCAAGAUCUUAGUAUCGGACACUUCGAAGUAUGCGGUCGAGUUGCAACCAAGCGGGCACACUCCCCUGCGUAACCAAUCGGAGCUCUCCUACCAGUUGAAGGAGUUAACUCCGAAGGAAAUGGUGUUGCGCCGAUUUCAUCAAUUGAAACAGGAAAAUGGAGACGCAUCCAAUCAGCAGCCAAAAAAAUUAUUUCACGAGUAAAGGGUAGGGAAUUGUUGUUGGUUAGUUUAAGUGUAAAUAUUCAACUUAUUUGUGAUAUUAAAACGAUUUUCGAUUCUGCAUUUAA